AUUUCGAAAUAAAAGCCACUCACAAUUGAACCCUAAUUUUUCAAUCUCUCUCCGUUGGUUAAUCGUUUACUCGCAAAAUCAAAGAGACCAGCUUCAUCUUUUCGAUCUGAUUCCACUGCAUCAUUCAGCUCCUUCUUUCACGGCCUGUAGUAAUUUGUGAGUAUUGGAAUUCAUGGAUAACAAGUAUCCUGGCUUUUUCAAAGUUUAUGUUCCAGAACUACACUCUGAAAAAAUGCCUAUACCAAAUGCUUUUGUGAAGAUGGCACUCCAACAAGGAUGGGAACCCAGGGAUGUUAUUCUUAAGAACAGUAGGGGGAAAGUUUGGGAAGUCAAAACACUGGCAAUUUAUAGUCAGCUGUAUUUUGGUGAUGGUUGGAAGCAGUUCAGGGAAGAUAACUGUUUAGGGGCUAUGGACUUUGUCUUUUUUACACAUGUUGAAGACAAUGUGUUCAACUUUAAGAUCUGUGAGCUAUCAACAGGGUGUGAAAAGAUGAAGGUAGAGGAUAGUGAAGAACAAGAAAAAGAAAAGGGUGAUGUUGAUGAUGUGAUGGAGUUGGAUAAGGAGGAGGACGUAAAACAACAAGAUGGGGAUGGUGAUGAACAUGAUCCUGGGCAAGAUGAUUCUGGUGAUGAGGUGGAGGAGAAAGAAGAAGAUCAGCAACAAGAAGAUGAGGAUGGUGAUGAACAUGAUCCUAGUGAAGAUGAUGAUUCUGAGGAGGAGGAGGAGGAGGAGGAGGAGGAGGAGGAGGAGGAGGAAGAAGAAGAGCAACAAGAUGAGGAUGAUGAUGAUUAUGAUCCUGGUGAAAAACAUGGAAAAGGAAAGUAUGUUGUGAUAGAGUUGGAUGACGAGGAAGAAGAAGAAGAACAAGAUGAGGAUGGUGAUGAAGAUGAUUCUAGUGAAGAUGAUUCUAGUGAUGAGGAGGAGCAAGAAGAACAAGAACAACAAGAUGAGGAUGAUGAUGAUUAUGAUCCUGGUGAAGAUGAUUCUGAUGAUGAUGAGGAGGUUGAGGAGGAGGAGGAGAAUACAGAGUUGGAAGAGGGGGAUGAAGAAGAAUCCAAGUUAACCAAAAAGAGAAAAUCUCAUCCCAAAGUCUGCAAAGUUAGCUCCAAAAGGGAGAUUGGAAGUAGUUCAGUCACCAAGGCUGAAGAUGCAGGACAUGAAAACAUUGAUGCAGCAAUGUAUAUUCGACGUGACCAUCCCUACUUCAUUGUCAAACUACUGAAAGGCAGGCGCAAUGAAUUGCAUAUUCCACACUUAAUCAUCAAAGACUUUUCCCUUUGUUUUAAAAACAAGAUAACUCUUGUAUGCUGCCAGUGCCAGAAUAUUCCAAGAACUCAACUGCGAAACUACCAUGGCACCUUGCCUCAACUGACACCCGCCAACAAAAAACACACAGAAGAGGGAGAAUUAAGCGUGUGGAGAGAUGGGCGAGUGUGUAUCAAAGGGUGGUUACAUUUUUGCAGAAAGAACAAGAUCAAAGAAAACGAUUCAUGCAUCUGUGAAAUUGUGUUGCGGGAAGACCAACCAAUAGAAAUGUUCCGGGUGCAUGUAGCUAAUAAGAAGUGAACACAUAAGGACAGGAGCAGAGGUGAAGGAGUGUUUAGAACAGAGAUAAGAGAGAUGGAAGAGUUUGAUCAGAAGAAUAAAAGUGACUUCAUUGAUAUCCAAGAGUACAAGAGAAUUCUCUUAUUUAUACAAGAGUUUACAACUAAUAUGAAACUAAAUAGAUAGCUAACUAUUACUACAACCGAGUCUAACUAUAGCUGAAACUGAAAACUAACUAUGAUUACAAAGUAUAACAAACUAACAAUAUAUGCUGGGCUAUAGUUACAUUUUGUUAAUUUGUUUCUCCUCUUAUCUUCAAGUCUUUGUAUGAUACAGAACUCAAUUGUCUCUGGGUAUAUAAAUUAAGUCCUAUUACAUGAAUUUUUAAUUGGAGAUACAGAAUUUACACAAUUUAUCUGCUUUCUGAAAUUAAAAACUAGGUGAGAUAUGUGGAGAUAGAGUUAAAGUAUCCUUUUGCAGAACUUGAGUGAGUUUCCUAUUAUUAAGCAGUUCAGUGUUUGCUUGGGAAUAUUCCAAUUAUGAGAGUUAACUGUGUUUCAAGUUUUUUCAGCAAGUUGAAAAAAUAAUUAGUUUUUUAAAUAAAUUAAUUCAAACAAGCACGUGUGAGGAAUCAAUUUCAAUUGGCUUUGUUAAUAUUAUGAUGUUGAGUAAUAUAAGCAGGUAGAGAACUUGGAACUGAAUCUUCUAACAAUUUUAUUGGUAUGCUUUCGUUUUUCUCAAUUUGGGAUACCGCUAUAGUUUCUCCAUCUCCUCUAGAAGUGCAUUUUAUGUAAGUAGCAUACAUAGGGAAGACUGGAGAAAGAAGAAAAAUGGAAAUUCUGCAACAAGAAAUCAAAAGAAAAUAAUCUCUUCAUGUUACAAGUUCUACACAUAGAAUGCUUCUUACAUUUACUGAAAGAGUGAUACCACAGAAGACCAGUGCCCAGAUAGACACUAGACAAUUUUGAACUGUGGCAAACAUUAUAUAGCUGAUAGCUUUGUUGAAUAUUUCCUUACUAGUUAUGAAACCCAAGAGAUUACUGGAAACAACAUCUAUGUAAUCCUGGGCUAGUAUACUACACACUAUUGCAUAUUGUGUUACAUAAUCUAAGGUCUCUUGUCUACACUAGAGGCCUUAA
Molecule: messenger RNA, 2685 nt
Organism: Lotus japonicus
Lineage: Eukaryota; Viridiplantae; Streptophyta; Magnoliopsida; Fabales; Fabaceae
Product: B3 domain-containing protein At5g60130-like
Exons: 7
Coding region: 173-1567 (464 amino acids)
Molecular function (GO): DNA binding
Source: RefSeq, a predicted model, not a curated record